Molecule: messenger RNA, 933 nt
Organism: Phanerochaete carnosa HHB-10118-sp
Lineage: Eukaryota; Fungi; Basidiomycota; Agaricomycetes; Polyporales; Phanerochaetaceae
Exons: 2
Source: RefSeq, a predicted model, not a curated record
AUCCGGCAGCUGGUGCUGAACUUUGGUGACGCAACGCACGUGCCGCGGCUGGACGUCUUUGACCUCGCGCGCGGCCUGGCUCUGCUUCCGAAUCUCGACGACCUUGUCCUCGCGGGCCUCACUCUUUGGGUCGGCCCGCCGCUCGGGGCGCCUCCGGGCGCUCUGCGCCGCAUCGAGCAGCUCGUGCUCGAUAACAUGACGCUCGACCCGCGCGAGCUGCUGCAGCUCCUGGCCGUCGUGGCGCCGCGCAGCGGGCUCAGUCUCGGGCACCACGUCAGGCUGCGGAGUAAGUUCUGGGUGGACGACGUCCCGCCCGCGGCGUUGCGGCGGCUCGAGAAUGUGGCGUGGAGGGAGCUCGCGAUGGGCUUCUACGAGGGCGGCAAGUACGAUAUGGUCAUGGGCGCGCUCCGGAAGACGCACAUGGCGCGCCGUCUCGGGAGGCUCGAGGUCAACCAGCUCUGGGCGCCUGACGUACCCGCUGUGCGGGAGAUCCUCGCAGACGUGGGCGCGACGCUCCGCACGCUCGCGCUCAACCUCCGGGAGUGUGCGUCUACGCAUGAGUCGCGUCUCGGCUUCGGCUCGGGGUUUGGGUUCGACGUCCUGCAGAAGCUCGAACGCCUCCGCCUCGACUUCGGCAAUCCACAGAUGUCGCACGAGCUGUUUGGCUUCGUCAUGAGAGAGCUCGAGGCCAAGCCGAGUGCGCCGCGACCCAAACUCAACCUCGAGCUGCGCCUCGGCGGCCAGUUCAUCGACCAGAUCGGCGCGUGGGAUGAAGUCCUUGGUGCUGCAAAGGGCUGGAUUGGCUCCAUUCUCCUUAAGGUGAAUGACGGAGAGGGCUGGUGGGACGAUGAGGCCGGCCGGGACCCCACUGCAGAGGAGUGGGACGUUGUCCGCGAGAAGAUGCCUCUGUUCUGCCCAAGUGGACUGGCAUAA